AUGCGGUUCUCUUUCCUCUUCUCCGUCCUACUGCUUCUGCACCAGGCUGCAGCCCAGCUUUCCGGUAGUGUUGGUCCCUUGACCAGUGUCUCAACCAAAAAGGCGAAGAAAACCUGCAAUGUUCUUGACUACGGUGCCAAAGCCGAUGGAAAGACUGACCUUGGUCCUCCGUUGCUAGCUGCUUUCAAUGCUUGCUCCUCUGGUGGUCUUGUCUAUGUCCCUUCUGGAAGUUACCUGCUAAGCACUUGGGUUACUCUAAGCGGUGGCUCAGCUUGGGCUCUUCAAAUUGAUGGAAUCAUCUAUCGAGGGGGUACUAGUGGGGGCAACAUGAUAUUCAUUGAGCAUACAAAUGAUUUUGAAUUAUUCUCUUCUCAUGCAUCUGGCGCAAUUCAAGGAUUGGGAUAUGAGUUUCAUGCUCAAGGGAGUAUAUCGGGCCCUAGGAUCCUGCGAUUCUACGAAGUUACUAAUUUUUCCGUACAUGACUUCAUCUUGGUUGACUCGCCUAGUUUCCAUUUUAGUAUGGAUACCUGCCAGAACGGAGAAGUCUACAACAUGGCCAUUCGAGGUGCUAACGAAGGUGGCUUGGAUGGCAUUGAUGUCUGGAGUGACAAUAUUUGGAUUCACGACGUUGAGGUGACUAAUAAGGAUGAAUGCGUUACUGUCAAGAGUCCGGCACAUAAUAUACUUAUCGAGGACAUCUAUUGUAAUUGGAGCGGUGGAUGUGCCAUUGGCUCUCUCGGAGCAGGCACUGAUAUCAGCAACGUCUUAUAUCGAUAUGUCUAUACCUGGUCUUCCAAUCAAAUGAUGAUGAUCAAAUCCAAUGGUGGAAGUGGUUCGGUCGAGAAUGUCAUUUUCCAGGACUUUAUUGGCCACGGGAAUGCCUACUCUCUUAAUGUCGAUUCCUACUGGUCUUCUCAAACCACCGCCGCCGGGAAUGGCGUAGAGUACAAGAAUAUUACAUUUACCAACUGGCACGGUACCGAAGCCAAUGGUGCACAGCGAGGCCCUAUCCGCGUGAUUUGCCCCGACAAAGUCCCCUGCACUGGCAUUACUAUCAGUGAUUGGGCCAUGUGGACCGAAUCAGGCACUUCACAAACAUACAGCUGCAGAAGCGCGUACGGCAGUGGAUCAUGUUUACGAAACUCGGCUUCCGGCACAAGCUCAUAUACUUCGACCACCACUGCGACUGCUGCUCCGAGUGGCUACUCUGCCCCUACCAUGGCUGCCGACUUGAAGAAUUCCUUCGGCACGACAGCUAGCAUACCGAUUCCGGCUGUCCCAACCUCUUUCUUCCCGGGUCGAAGUCCGGUUAGCAAGCUGGCAGGAAGUUCAUAA
Talaromyces amestolkiae is the source of this 1335-nucleotide messenger RNA. RefSeq lists its product as uncharacterized. Bases 1 to 1335 code for a protein of 444 amino acids. The transcript is spliced from 4 exons. Gene Ontology annotation, biological process: carbohydrate metabolic process. The record is from RefSeq and is a predicted model, not a curated record. NCBI's taxonomy places the organism in Eukaryota, Fungi, Ascomycota, Eurotiomycetes, Eurotiales, Trichocomaceae. Gene Ontology annotation, molecular function: polygalacturonase activity.